Molecule: messenger RNA, 2850 nt
Organism: Dermatophagoides farinae (American house dust mite)
Lineage: Eukaryota; Metazoa; Arthropoda; Arachnida; Sarcoptiformes; Pyroglyphidae
Product: sodium-dependent glucose transporter 1
Biological process (GO): transmembrane transport
Molecular function (GO): D-glucose transmembrane transporter activity
Source: RefSeq, a predicted model, not a curated record
AGAAUUUCUAUUGAGUUUAAAUACAUAUAUCAUGAAAAUAAAAUUAAAUUAAAUGUAACAUAUAUCAAACACAUGAUCAACAUUAAACAACAACAACAACAAAAAAAGUAUCGAUGGCGAUUUUUUAUGGCCUAUCAUCAUCAUCAUCAUCAUCGUCGUCAUUGUGGUGUGAUGUGGAUCCAGACAGCAUGAAAUCCUGAAGCUCUAUUGUUUUAUGUAUAAUAACCCAAUUUAAGUUUGAUUUCAUCUUCGUUUGUCCCCUCUUUUUUUCUUUGUUGAUGAUAAGAUUUUUUUUUAUAAUAUCAAUUAAUCCUGUGUAUUUUAUUUUUUACUAUUUAGAUUUUUCACAGUAUUUAAGUAUGUCUAAUUAGGACGAAUCUGGUCAUAACCGAGUUUCAUCCGUUUUAUGGUGUCACUCUUUCAAUCAUUUUAUAUCUACAGUGCCCGUAUUAUAAUGUUCUUUUGAUUUUAUUUCUUUCAAUUUUAUUUUUGUUUCGCCAUUUUGUUCAUCUAAAUUCUGGUCAUUUUGUUUACAUUUCAUGCCAACGAUUAAUUUCAAUAUUAAAAUAAAUAAUUAUAAUAAGUGGAAGAGAAAAUUUACUUGUAAACGUUCGAAUCAUCGAAUCAACGAAUCAAUUAGAAUAGUUCCGUUUCGAACUAAUUUUGGUGGAGCCUGUCACCCUAUCAUCAUAAUUGAUCAAUGUAUUAUCGGUCGUGUAACUAUUAGAUUUAUAUUCGAUCGUAUUGUUGAUUGGUUAUUAAGUAAACAACGUUUUAAAUAUCAUACACCUUAUCCAAAAAAUUGGAUUAAAUUUAAGAUAUAUGCCAUUAAUCUGAAUUCGAGCAAUGGAUAAAAUUAACAACGAAAUCGGAUCUACAAUACCUGUUGUGAGUAUGGUGGAUGAAAUUAAACCACCACCACAGUCAUCUACUUCAUCAAAGAUCGCCAUACCAUUGGUGAUUAAUGGAAAAGAAUGUUCUAAAAUGGAACAAAAAAAUGGAUCGAAUUCUGUGGAAACCGAUGAAGAACGUCGGUUACGUGAAGAACAAGAAAUAGCCGAACGAAAUGAAUUGUCUAUGAUUCGUAUGCUUGUACGACAUAACCAACAAAUUGGUAUCGUAGGCAAUAUGAACAUUUUUAAACCAUCGGCUGAAGAUGAACGUAAGAAACAAGUGCCUGAUAUCAGUUCUGGAUCAAUAAGUGAUGGUUUAGGUUCGAUAUCGGUUGCCGGAUCUAUUGCCAGUAGUGAUGAAGCAUUUUUUCAUCAAUAUCAACGGGAAGAUCUUCGCCGUACUGUUUCAAUGGUAUCAUGGGGUUCUGGUCCAGCACAAACACAGGUUAUGACUAAACGUUAUAAAUUGAUUACCUCAGCUGUUCUUUGGUUUUGUUACUAUUCGCUUGCAUUGAAUGAUUACAUUUUUGGUCCCACUUUUAAUGAUCUUUCAUUAAUAUUGGGUGUUUCAUUCGAUCGUAUUGCCUAUUUUGUCGUAUAUCGCCAAUUGGCGUAUACGUUUGGAUCAUUGGGCGGUAUCGCUUUUGAUUAUGUGAAUCGGCAGUUAUUUUUGAUCGCUUUGUUGCUUUUAUCUGGUGCAUCGUUGAUGGUCACUCCAUAUGUACCUGAUGUUGGUUGGCUUUUCCUGAUUGCCGUUGUGAAUGGUUUUGCUGCCGGUGCAUGUGAUGUUGGUUUUCAUGUUUGGAUUCUUGAAAUGUUCCAGAAUGGUGGUGGGCCAUUACUUCAAGCAUUACAUUUUUCUUUUGGGCUUGGUAUUGCUAGUGCACCAUUAAUUUCAGCUCAAUUUUUAGACGAAUCAGAAGGAUGUUCUGCUUCAGUCAAUGAUGAAAUUAUUUUGUCUGAUUAUGAAAUUCAACAUCGACGGCAGACUCUUUUCAUACCAUAUUUAAUUACCGGUUUAAUUGUAUCUGCCGGUGGCAUUAUUCUUCUUGGUCUCUACCUAUACAAAAGUUAUAUACCUCCACAAGAACGAAAAUUACCAGCUUCGUUUGAUCAACAAAUGCCUAAGCAGCUUACACGAUCGGAAAAGAUUGAACUUUGGAAGCGUUCAUUGCCAUCCUUUUAUAUUAUUUCGAUUAUCAUUCUUGGCUCUGUCAUGCUUUGGUCUUACUAUGGACUUGAGGUUACCUUUUUUCAAUUUUUGGCUCAAUUUUCAAACGCUGUUCCAUUACCAAUACAUGGUUCGAUGUCGGCCAAUCUGGAAGCAGCAACCGGUUCUGCAUAUGCAAUCGGUGGUCUUUUAGCAAUAUGGGCUUCUUUUCAAAUUCAUCCUGAAAAUAUGAUUUAUUUGAAUUUCAUUCUGAUGAACAUUGGUAACUACAUCCUUUUGAAAUGUUCUGAAACAUCAUUGCCUUGGUUUUGGGUCGGUAAUAUUGUCAUUGGAUUUGGAUUUUCAUCAUGUUAUGCUACUGCAUACACUUUUCUCGAACAUCAGAUUAAUGUAACGAAUGUGAUUGGAUCAAUAUUCUUGUUUGCAGGAGGAGCUGGUACGGCAAUAUUCCCCAUUCUUUUGGCUGAAAUUUGUUCAAAACCAUUGUAUCUGAUAUAUUUGAGUAUUUUCUGCUCGAAUCUAGCAUUACUAUUAUUCGUUGUUAUGCAUUUCAUAACAAAAAUCCGUCAACGACAAGUAAAAUUAAUACAGGAUCGAUUAAUGAAAAAUCCAGCAAUGUUGGUCAAAAUUAAACAACGUACAUUAUCACAAUUGUCUUAUGCACCGCAAUGAGUUAACCGCGUCAUUUUCAGAAAAAAAAUACAAAAACAAAUAUACACAUACAGAUUUUAUAAGCCAUUAAUCUUUAAAAGUUAUAAAUCAAUGAAAAAUUUAUUCCGAUUGUCA